Leucoraja erinaceus (little skate) is the source of this 2724-nucleotide messenger RNA. Its product is annotated as E3 ubiquitin-protein ligase TRIM63-like. The record is from RefSeq and is a predicted model, not a curated record. NCBI's taxonomy places the organism in Eukaryota, Metazoa, Chordata, Chondrichthyes, Rajiformes, Rajidae. Gene Ontology annotation, cellular component: chromatin; nucleoplasm. Bases 258 to 1511 code for a protein of 417 amino acids. The transcript is spliced from 5 exons. Gene Ontology annotation, molecular function: ubiquitin-protein transferase activity; zinc ion binding. Gene Ontology annotation, biological process: positive regulation of DNA-templated transcription.
UUGAAUGGCGAUGCAGGCUCGAAGGGCUGAAUGGCCUCCUCCUGCACCUAUUUUCUAUGUUUCUAUGUUGAUACAAAGAGUAGGGCCUUUGUGACUUCACUGUGUAAGCCCAUGGAACAUGCAUUGUGUCAUCAUCUCCUUAACAACAGAUCACUUGGGCUAAAUUGUUUUCUUUCAUUUUUUGUGCCGGAACCCAGGGCUCCGAGGCGUGGCGAGGACAAUGUGUUUGUCCACCGGUACCUGAGGGGGCUGCGGCAAUGGCUGUUCCUCGCGAAGCGCUGGCCAAGGAGUUGUCGUGCCCCGUGUGCCUGGAGCUGUUCACCCCUCCCAUUCUGGAGCUGCCCUGUGGCCACAACUACUGCAAGCAGUGCAUUGAGGCCACGCUCUUCUCUCAGAACUGUACCCACGUGAACGGUCACUUCUACUGCCCCAUGUGCAGAAAAAUUACCUACCUGUCAAAGGUAGGUAUGGGACCUGUUGAGAACGAGGCUAAUGAAUUAAUAACGAGAGACACAGAAAUGGCAGAUAUGCUCACCUACCUGCGAGGAAGGGGCAUCGCCAUCCUAAAGCGGAACAUCUUUGCGGAGAACGUGCUGGAGAAGUUCAAGCAGGAGUUGGAGAUGAUUUGCAACAAGGAGCACAGCCAGCAGAUGUGUGAGAAGCACGACGAGGAACUUGUCAACCUGAUGUGUCUGCAAGAUGACAUGCCCAUCUGCAGCAUUUGCAAACUGUUCGGAGACCACCAGUGUCACGAUGUCGCCAAGCUUGCAGACAUUUACCAGGAGAGGAAGAUGUGUUUCACUGAUACCAUGAAGUCUCUGAACACCAGGAAUGAGAGUGUUUCGGGAACCAUCCAGCAGGAAAUUGAGAAGCAGAUAAACGAUACGGUGACUUCCUGCAAGGACGCCAAGACCAUGAUAGACGUGGUGGGGGCCACUCUGAUGCGACACCUGAGGUCCAAGAUCAACGCCCUCAAGGUGGAGGUGGACGGUGAGAGGGUCCAGAAGAUCGAGAAGCUGCAGGAGAUGCUGGCCACUCUCCACCGGCCCUCCCAGCUCUACCUGCAGAUGAAACGGCUGCUGGACACCCACCUGAACACCGCCCACUUCCUGAAGGAGGAGAAGCCGCUGCGGGCGGAGGCGGGGAGGAUCGCCCAGGAGCCCCCUCUCCAGACUCCGGAGGAAGGCUGCAUCUCCGUGGCCCGCUACUUCAAGGAGCUGGUCAAGGGCAUCGACAUGAAAGACUUCAGCUUCUCGGGAAUGAACCGCAUCCAGCUGAACAGCGGGGAGGAGAUCGGGACCUGGGUGUCUGCCUGCUCCACCCUCAGCGCCUCUCCGGCCGAUGAGCUGGACCAGGUCAUUCACCAAAUCAUGUACAACCUGGGCUUCAAGAGCAGCUGGACCGACGAGUACGAGGAAUACGAAUCCUUCCUUGCAACCACAAGCGCAUCGCACUGCAUCAACGGGCCGCAGGAGAUGGACGGGAUGCCGAUGGAGAGGACCGACUUGUAACCAAAUCUGCAGCAUGUGUAUCUUUUAUGACUAAUAAAUACCAUGUGUAUUAUUGUGAAGAUUGCAGAUUCUUUGCGUGAUUUCCUACUUGUGGUACCUUCUUUCCUACCAGCGGUUGACCAAUUGCUCGUGUAACAUUUGGGUUCCUGCAGAAGUUAGGAAUCCCCUAUUUUUCUAUAAUUGUCCAAAAUCAUGCACCACCCCGAAUGCAUAUUGAGAAUCAGGGUAAAUAUUUACUUUUAGAUCUUCCCCAAUAAUACAAGCCUGAAUUAAAGCCAGAUUCCAUCCUGCCCGAGGGUGCUGUCUGUACGGAGUUUGUACGUUCUCCCUGGUUUUCUCCGGGGCUCCAGUUUCCUCCCACAGUCGAAGGUGUACAGGUUUAUAGGUUAAUUUGACUUCGGUAAAAAAUGUAAAUUGCCCCUGUUUUUUGUAUUUUAACCAUAACAUCCCUGUUUUGCUAUUCUAGCCCUUUUGAAAUAAAUGCUAGCGUUGAGUUUGCUUUCUUUACUAUCGAUUCGACUUGCAGAUCAACUUUUUUGGAAUCCUGCACCAGCACUCCCAAGUCCUCUAGCACCUCCGAUUUCUGGAUUAUCUCCCUAUUUAGAAAAUAGUCUACGCCUUUAUUCCUAGGACCAAAAUGCAUGACUCCACACUUUGCUACACUAUAUUCCAUCUGCCACUUUUCUGCCCACUCUCACAAUACGAGAACAUUCCACCUUUCAUUUGUUUUGUAGCCAAGACUGAACAAAUUAAGACUUCUGUCAUCAAAUAAAAUCUGCUGUGUUGAUUCUCUAUCGCUGUUCCUGUUAAUAAGCUUCAGCGGCAAUUUAUAACUUAACACAUAUGCUCUGCCUGUGUUUAUUCUGCAGCUAUCCAAAGGCUACACAGAUAACAAAGACUGUGCCAAUUAAGAAUGCAAAUUGCAAUGGGAAUUUCUGUUCAAUUAUUCUUCCCGAGACAUAGAAUGAUGACAGCAUCAAUGUAAACGUCUCAAGAGCAAUAAUUUGCAUUUGCAUUGCAUGUUCAAUAUAGUACAACAUGCCAAAGUACUUUAGUUUACAGUGCGGAAACAGGCCCUUUGGCCCACCGAGUCCGCACCGACCAUCGAUCCACGCACAUUAACACUAUCCUACACACACUCGGGGCAAUUUACACUUAUUUUGUACUAAACCAAUUAACCAACAAACCUAUACGUCUUUGGAGUGUGGGAGGA